Messenger RNA from Bipolaris zeicola 26-R-13, 669 nucleotides. Its product is annotated as lytic polysaccharide monooxygenase. The transcript has 3 exons. Lineage: Eukaryota; Fungi; Ascomycota; Dothideomycetes; Pleosporales; Pleosporaceae. Bases 1 to 669 code for a protein of 222 amino acids. The record is from RefSeq and is a predicted model, not a curated record.
AUGAAGUGCUUCACCGUUGCCACUGUAGCCCUUGCGGCUCUCGCUGAGGUUGCUCAGGCUCACUACAUCUUCCAGACCCUGACUGCCAACGGCGUCAAGGGAGGUCUGUUCCAGAACAUCAGGCCUGUGCCCAACAACAGCCCUGUCACCGACCUGUCGGACAAGAACCUCCGCUGCAACACCAACGGAAACAGCGGCAGUGGAACCACCACUGUGUCCGUUGCUGCUGGCUCGACCGUCAGCUUCACUGCCGAUCAGGCUGUCUACCACCAAGGACCAGUUUCCUUCUACAUGAGCAAGGCCAGCUCUGCCGCCUCUUCAGACGGUUCCGGUGACUGGUUCAAGAUCAAGGAGAUUGGCCCCAACUUCUCCAGUGGACAGGCCGUGUGGGACUUGAGCACCACCUACUCCGUCACCAUCCCCUCCCAGGUCGCCGCUGGAGAGUACCUCCUCCGUAUCGAGCAGCUCGGUAUCCACAACCCCGGUAGCCCGCCACAAUUCUACAUCUCUUGCGCACAAAUCAAGGUCACUGGUGGCGGCAGCGGCAACCCCUCUCCCACCACCAAGAUCCCCGGACACGUCAAGUCCACCGACUCUGGCUACACUGCCAACAUCUACAGCAACUUCAAGAGCUACGUUGUUCCCGGCCCCAAGGUCGCUACCUUCUAA